UCCCUCUGAAGGUUGAACUGCAAAGUUGCCUCACCGACCUUGCUGAUCCAUUAAUCAGGUUCUUAAUUUAAUUUAAUUUAAUUUAUUGAAUUUAUAGGCCGCCCAAUCCCGGAGGACUCUUCUCUGCUUGCCUGAUCUAUUGAAUCCGGUGAGAUCUACUCCCAGGUAAGCAGGUUGGCAACUGAACCCAGAGUUGAGUUUCUUUCCAAAAACUGUCCACUGCCUGAUUCCUCUACCCUGGGAACGUUUUGUCUCCACCCAUCCAGGGAUUGUCUUCUGAAACACAAAUAUGCUUCACCUAACCCACACCGGGACAUCUAAUCCACAUCUCCUUUGUGAAGCUGCUAAAAACCUCACGUCUUCUAAAAGGUCACCGAACUAGCUAAGAAAUCUCUCUCUGCUUCAGCUUCCUCCUGUUGGUUGAUAGCUGUGAUACGGAGGGCCACACCUCUGGAGCGAAGAGAUGGGCGACCCUGGGCAAAUGGGAAGGCGGUUGCUCUCACCCAGCCCCGCCCCACCUGAACUCUACACCUGCAAUUCGUGACAGCUCUCAGGUUACACCUGCGAACAAGCCAGCCAGAUAUGAGGAAGGACUUCAGAGCUCAGGUGAACCACCUGUUUCCAGGAGAUGCUGAGUGAAACACAACCGCUUUGAGACUUCCAGAGGAAGCAGAGAUUUUGGAUGUCAGGAGCUGGGGAAUCUGUUGCUCUCUGAAGCCUGGAAGAUGCAUUUGGAUAAAAGGUUCGUGUGUCAGAUUCCACACCUGCUGGCACUGGGGACUCUCAUGCUGCUGGCCACGGCCAUGCUGAAGUACAGCCGUUGGCAGUGUGACCCCAGCUACCUGGAGAGACACCCCACGGACCCCCGGGGACAGUUCUGCAAGGACCAGUUCUACCAGUCGGUGAGGCUCCCGCCCAUGGAGAACAUCAGCUGCUCUGAGAUCAUCAGAGGGGACACGAAGGCUAUGGAGGCCGCUCUGGUGAGCAAGGUGCAGUGGAAGAACAAGCGGUCGGCCCUGGAUGAGAAGUUCUACUUGAACCUGACCCAGGAUUGUCAGACCUUCAAAGAGCGGAGGAGAUUCAUUGGGUUCCACCUGAGCGAAGAGGAAGAGAACUUCCCCAUCGCUUAUUCCAUGGUGGUCCACGAGAAGAUCGAGAUGUUUGAAAGGCUCCUGAGAGCCAUCUUUGCUCCUCAGAACGUUUACUGUGUCCACGUGGACAGCAAGUCUCCCGAACCUUUCCAAAAGGCCGUCCGGGCCAUCGCCUCCUGCUUCGACAACGUUUUCCUGGCUUUUAAGCAGGAGAGUGUGGUGUACGCCUCUUGGUCGAGGGUCCAAGCCGACCUGAACUGCAUGAAGGACCUGCUUCAAAGCAAGGUCCGCUGGAGGUACCUGCUGAACACCUGCGGGACCGACUUCCCCAUCAAGACCAACACGGAGAUCGUCCGGGCCCUGAAACUGCUCAACGGGAAGAACAACAUGGAAUCCGAGAAACCUUCGUCCUAUAAAAGGAACCGCUGGAAAUACCACCACGAAGUGACCAACACCAUCGUUCAGACCAAGACGACAAAGGGCCCCCCGCCCCACAGCUCCCCCAUGUUCACGGGCAACGCCUACAUCAUAGCCACCAGGGAGUUUGUGCAGCACCUCUUCCAAGACCCAACCGCCAGGCGCUUGAUAGAGUGGUCCAAAGACACCUACAGCCCCGAUGAGCAUCUUUGGGCCACCUUGCACCGCAUGCCAGGGGUGCCCGGCUCGGUCCCUUAUAAUGACAAAUUCGAUCUCACGGACAUGAACGCCAUUGCCCGGGUGGUGAAGUGGGCCUACAGCGAAGGGGACGUCAGCAAGGGAGCCCCUUACCCCCAGUGCACCGGAGUCUACCGGCGGGCGGUCUGCGUCUAUGGGUUUGGGGACCUCCGCUGGCUGCUCUCACAGCACCACCUCUUCGCCAACAAGUUCGACCCCAGCGUGGACAACUGCGCCCUCCAAUGCCUGGAAGAGUAUCUGCGCCACAAGGCCAUCUACAGAACGCCCCUUUGAGCGUGGCCCUCCGCACCCCUCAAGAAAGGGAGGCGAGGGGGAUCCCUCCCACGGCAGGACACACAAGUGGUGGGUCAAUUGUGCCCCUUUGAAUACCUUCAGCAUUCUGGAGGCCUUUGUGGCCCCAGAGCUGACGUUCAGGGAACAUGGGAAACCACAAGGUAGGGAGAUCAUUCCACUCCCCCCCCCCACACCCCGGGGCAAAGGGAGGCAGGGGGCUUGCGCAACCCCACUCGUUCGGUUUCAGCAGAACUGGCAGCGUGAGUUAGAUUUAUGAGUCAUUCUCCUGGCCUGCUGCGUCGUGUUUCCUUGUGGGGAAAAAUGUGUGUCUGAUGGAACAAAUGUAUCUGGACUCCGACCUCAAGCGUUUUUUAAGGGAUGGUGGGAAGGAGGAGGGGGCAUUUGCUCAU
This is a messenger RNA of Thamnophis sirtalis, 2449 nucleotides long. The record is from RefSeq and is a predicted model, not a curated record. Lineage: Eukaryota; Metazoa; Chordata; Lepidosauria; Squamata; Natricidae.